UUCUCCCCCUCCCUUUGCACACUCUCACCACUGUGUACUCGACCCAGAGAGGAGCGCCGGAGACGCCCAUCCUUUAGGUAGCUGGGGCGUUGUUUACCCCUUGGGGACGGUUGAUGAUGAGGGACUAGUGGAGGAAGAGGACCAGGGGCUUAGAGCACCAGGAGGACCAGUUCUGACCGAGUCAAGUGAAGAUGGUGCCUGACCACGUUGUCUGCCAAGAGGGUAAAAGGCACAGGCAAAAAGCACUGCUACUUCAACACGGACGUUGUGCCCAACUGUCUUGAUGGUCAUCAGAUAAGGAUUGAGAAGACGGACAACUCAGGAGUAAAGAUUUCUGGACUUGGAUUUUUGGAUAUCCUCAAGUGUGGACGGUGGAUUUUCCAGUGUCAUUGCACUUUGACUUUUCUUGUUUUUUUUGUGGAGUGAAAAGGUCAUAGGUGUGGAUUUACAUCACCCAAAGACUUUCCCUCCAUUUUGAAAUGGAGAACUUUCCCCAGUAGGGGGGUAUUUAGAAAUUCUGCCAUUUGAGGUCAAACCUUCUUAAACUGUCCCCGGACUGAAGAUACCGAAAGGACCUUUCUGACUUAACGGUCUCUAAACUGCUCUCUAAACUCGCUCUGCAGGACAAAAGUCUAACCUAUAGACCAACUGAAUCCCACCUUAUACCUAAGAACCGGUGUUGUCAUCCUUGUGCCACUCUCAAUUCAAUUCACCUGAACAUCAGGGUCUUUUCCGCAGCUGGUUGUCGGACACAGAUUCCUACCUGGAGUUCCUGAGGCAGGUGGUCAUGGGGAACGCAGCGGGGGGCCUGGAGCAGAUGGAGGGCCGGGAGGGCCGGAGCUCCACCAGCGGGGGGAUCACUCCGACACCCACCCUGAGGAAGAAAACUGCUGCUCCCCCAAAGCUACCCAUGCCCGCUGAGGAGGAGCUGGAGGAGCGGUUCAACGUGGUGCUGAGCACGAUGAACUUGCCACCUGACAAGAUGAAGCUCCUGAGCCAGUACGACAAUGAGAAGAAGUGGGAGCUGGUCUGCGAUCAGGAGCGCUUCCAGGUGAAGAACCCACCCUCAGCGUACCUGAACAAGAUCCGAGCCUUUUAUCAGGAGCAGGGCGGAGUAGCCCGCAGAUUUAAGAAGCGGGUCCAGGAGUCCACACAGGUGCUGCGAGAGCUUGAGAUCUCACUGCGUACCAACCACAUCGGGUGGGCUCAGGAGUUUCUGAACGAGGAGAACCAUGGCCUUGACGUGCUGGUGGACUACUUAUCGUUUGCCCAGUGUGAUAUGCCGUCUGAGGGGGAGGCUAUGGAGAACGGGGGUACUGCCUCUGUGUCUUCUGUUGAGGACCUGGCCAAGCCGUCAUCAGGCCCCGUCAGCUCUCCAACCCACGGCAUGACCCGCGCAGCACGCGCCCUCACCAUACGCGUCAGCGCACAACUGAGUUCGCUGGCCCAUCACAGGAAGACAGGGAAGAGUACUCGCCUGGCCGCACAGAGAGAGGACGUCCACGUUUGCAUCAUGUGCCUCCGCGCAAUCAUGAACUAUCAGUCUGGUUUCAACCUGGUGAUGACACACCCUCGCUGUGUUAACGAGAUCACACUCAGUCUCAACAGCAAAAACCCCAGGACCAAAGCACUGGUGUUGGAGCUUCUGGCUGCCGUGUGCCUGGUGAGAGGCGGCCAUGACAUCAUCAUCUCCGCAUUCGACAACUUCAAGGAGGUGUGUAGCGAGAAAAAUCGAUUCGAGAAGCUGAUGGAAUACUUCAGAAAUGACGACAGCAACAUCGAUUUCAUGGUGGCGUGCAUGCAGUUCAUCAACAUCGUGGUUCACUCGGUGGAGAACAUGAACUUCAGGGUGCAUAUGCAGUACGAGUUCACCCAGCACGGCCUGGACACAUACCUGGAGGAGUUGAAGCAGACGGAGAGUGAGAAGCUCCAGGUGCAGAUCCAGGCCUACCUGGACAACGUGUUUGACGUGGGAGCCAUGCUGGAGGACGCCGAGAACAGAGGAGGCAUACUAGACCACGUGGAGGAGCUGCAGAACCACAACCAGCAGUUGAAUGACAGGCUGCAGGAGUAUGAGAGAGAUGCUGGUGAGAAGAUCAUUGACCUGGAGAAACAACUCAUGCAGGCCACCAAGGAGGCAGCAAUACUGAAGGAGAGUUUGAAGGACUCCUGUGCCCAGGUGAGCGCUCUUCAGCAGAGAGAGCGAGAGCUUGAGCUGGAGAGAGAGCGGGAACGCGAGAGAGAGCACAUGUCUCACCACGCCGCAUCAGCAGCGCCUGAGAAACCCCCACAGGCAGCAGUAGAGGGAGAUCAGUUGGACGGUGCUGCAGUAUCCACCUCCACCACCCAGGACACCAAGCUGCUGGAGCGGCUGAGGGCUCUGGAGGAGCAGGGCCUGCUGCGGCUGCAGAGGCGGCCCUCGGGCACCCUGGACGUCCAGGUGGUGGUGCAGGCAGCGGCCCCGGUCUCAGCCUCAACAGCGGAGGCCCCAGCGGUUGUGGAUGGAUCUGAACCUUGUGCAGCAGCACCUCCUCCUCCUCCACCUCCACCACCUCCUCCUCCCGGUUCAGCUGCCCCACCUCCCCCUCCUCCUCCUCCUCCCCCAGGAGGUGCUGGUCCUCCUCCACCCCCACCUCCCCCUGGUGGGGGCCCACCGCCUCCCCCUCCCCCUCCUGGAGCUCCCGGACCUCCUCCUCCUCCAGGCGGCCCACCUGCACCAGCCGGUAAGAGCCGUAAGCCCAUCCAGACUAAGUUCCGCAUGCCGCUGCUGAACUGGCAGGCCCUGAAGCCUAACCAGGUGACGGGCACUGUGUUCGGGGAGCUGGAUGACGAACAGGUCCUGGAGGAGCUCAACAUGGACCUGUUUGAGGAGCAUUUCAAGACCAAAGCUCAGGGUCCUCCUCCCAACCUAUCGCAGCUGAAGGUGAAGGUGUCUAAGCAGGUGUCCAGUAAGGUGUCCCUGAUAGAGGCCAACAGGGCCAAGAACCUGGCCAUCACCCUGCGCAAGGGGGGCAUGAACCCAGGAGACAUCUGCACUGCCAUAGAGACGUACGACCAGCAGGCCCUGGGUCUGGACUUCCUGGAGCUGCUGGAGCGCUUCGUGCCGUCGGACUUCGAGCUGAAGAUGAUGCAGAACUACGAGAAAGAGGGCCGGCCGCUGGAGGAGCUCUCGGACGAGGACCAGUUCAUGAUGCGCUUCGGCAAGAUCCCCCGCCUCUCCCAGCGCAUCACCACGCUCACCUUCAUGGGCAACUUCCCCGACAGCCUCAAGCGCCUGCAGCCCCAACUGGAUUCCAUUAUUGCCGCCUCCACAACCAUCAAGUCCUCCACCAGACUGAAGAAGAUGUUGGAAAUCAUUUUGGCCUUUGGUAACUACAUGAACAGCAGCAAGAGGGGAGCUGCUGGAGGCUUCCGUCUGCAGAGUCUCGACCUGCUGCUGGACACCAAGUCCACGGAUCGCUCCCAGACCCUGCUGCACUUCAUCGCCAACAUGGUGCAGGAGAAAUACCCGGAGCUCGCCACCUUCCACACCGACCUCAAGUUCGUGGACAAGGCUGCCUUGGUGUCUCUGGACAGCGUGCUGCAGGACGUGCGCGGUCUGGACCGGGGUAUGGAGAUCACCCAGAAGGAGUUCCUGGUGCAGGAUGACAACCCCGUCCUCAAGCAGUUUGUCAACGUCAACAGUGAGAAGCUCGAUGCCCUCAACAAGGACGGCAAGGCAGCUCAGGAGGCGUUUGUGUCGGUGGUGGAGUACUUUGGGGAGAAUCCCAAGACCACGCAGCCCUCGCAGUUCUUCUCCCUCUUCUGGCGCUUCUGCAAGGCCUAUCAGGUGGCCCAUAAUGAUAAUGAGCAGAGGAGGAAGCUGGAGGCCCAGGCCAAGGAGGAGCCCAAGGAGGCUCAGACCUCCCCAACCAAGAAGGACCAGGCUGGACCAAAGCGUCCCAUGAUGCCUCAGUUAGACCUGAUAGCGGAGCUGAAGAAGCGGCAGGUGAAGCCAACGGUCACGGACGGGGCCAUCGAUGACAUCAUCACAGACUUGAGGAAAUCGCCAUACAGAAGGACAGAUGGACGCAGACCAGCACAGCAACAGGAUUCUUAGAGUGAGGUCCUUGUGGCUCCUAUUGUAAUAUUCUACAAUAUCAACCUCCCCAAGGAUGAAAUACUGUAGCUAAGUGUUAAACUCAGGUCUUACUGUGCCUCACUGUCUCCUCUGAUAGAGACAUACUCUUUGUAACAUACCACUAUCCAGAAUUCCUUCAUUCAACCACUUCUGUUCAAAAAUAUCAUUCAAAAUACUCAAACGGCUUUAGACACAUUUUUGGGUUUCUCUCUGAAAGUUGAAAUGAGGACAGAAAGGGCUAAUCCAUGUCAGGUUAUUAUUUUCUGAGAAUAUCUGUCAGUGGAAGGGAAUGACAAAGUGUUUUUUUUCCCCAUUCACUGCCAUUGGCAUCUGUGGUAAUGGGAAAUAAAAUGAAUAGUAGAAACAGUCCUUCAGUCAGAAAUUGUUGUAAACAGUUUAAAAGCAGAUAACAAUAACCUGCAUCUUUUUAACCAUGUAAAUAAUGAUUUUGAAAAUGUCAAUUUAGAAUAAAAACGCAGAAAGUUGUUGUCAAUCAACACAAGCGUCUGUGCCUGAUGUCUGUGCCUGCCUACCUGCUGAAAGGCUUCUUUGAUGGAGGAAUCAAAAGAAAAACACAAAGCACCAGUAAAUACAAGAGAUCUUCACUUUACUGACCCACACAACCACAGCAUAAUAUGUACAAAACAGGAGAGCAAAAAAGUCACAUUUCUCAACAUACAGUAGCAUCCACACAGAUUAAAUUAGCUUUUUCGAUAUCUGUUUGUCAUGUAUAUGUCAUAGAAUCAUAUAGUAAUUUCUAUAGAGAUCUGUUUGUAUGUAUUUCUUUUUUUAAUUCUUCUUCUUCCUUGGAUCAUAGCGUUUAUAUAUCACUCUACUCUACUACGGGAAAUCAGUGGGAACAUUGGUGUGUGUGUGUGUGUGUGUGUGUGUGUGUGUGUGUGUGUGUGUGUGUGUGUGUGUGUGUGUGUGUGUGUGUGUGUGUGUGUGUGUGUGUGUGUGUGUGUGUGUGUGUGUGUGUGUGUGUGUGUGUGUGUGUGUGUGUAUUUGGGUUUGGGUCGUAGCGAACUUGUGCACAGGGUUACUCAAUCCCUCCAGUUCCUCUAUUGUCCGACCCCUGUCCGUCACCACGUCAAAGAACACAAAAUGACUGUACACAUGCCUGUGCCACAUCACUUAUCACACAUCUCGUGUCGUUUUUUUAUUAUGUAGAAAACAAAAACAGAAUAUCUUUUCUGAUAGGCCUAUAUAUAUAUAUAUUUCUCAACAGGUGUAAACCUUUUAACACUUGAGCACACUCUUCUCAAUUUGUCAGUCUUUUUAAAAGGAACAUGUAGACAACUUCAGCGGCACCGUGCGAUUGCUUGAGAAUAUACAUGCAUCAUUAUCAUUGUUUUUUAUUCAUAUUUUUUUCAUAUAUAUUUUUAUAUAUAUAGAUAUCUUAGAAUCCGUCGCUUUUUAAAUAAAUUCUUAAAUUCUGGACAUAACAUUUUUGUAGAACUCUCUAAGAAGGACUAUAUAUACAUAUUACUAUCAAUGGUUGUUGUCUUUUCCCUUUUUUUGUUUGUUUGAUGCCAUAAUUUUGGUACAUCCACACAUUCAUGUAAACCCCCUUUUAGAACAACCCACACAUGUUUGUUGACGGGAACAAAACAAACCCUACGUCACCUCUGCAAUGAAUACUACACUUGUGACUGUGCUUUUUCAGUGUGCUGCUACACGUAUACCCACAACCCUAGGCUAGGCAUAAGCAAUGGAGAGUCAAAGGACCCCUGCUGUGUGCUUCACUCAGACUGUGCUCAGCCAUACCGUACAGUACAUGGCCCUGUUUCACAUCCCUACAGACAGGAGAGGUGCGGAUAUUUUAAAACAAAACCUUCUGCUUCAACUUCGAGCCACCUAUACAAAAAACAGCUUUGCUUUCGAGAUAGGAUGUACUGUAAGAAGUUGAACAUGUUACCCUGCUUUUUUUUCUCUGAAAUUCAGGCCCUGGUUCUGCAUUAUGCCACAAGACAGGACCAGGUUGCUGAAGUACUAAACUUGUCCACUAGGGGCUCCAGUGAGUCUCUGGCACUCCAGCCAGAGAACACAGCAGCAGCUCUUUACAAACUUCCUACUGUUUUGGAGUCAAAGUCUUCCAAAAGUCAUAACAGUAUGACUCUCACCUCCAAAAUCUAAUUGAUACAACAGCAGGGUAUGUCAUUAUCAUAAUCGGCUACAUUUUUUCUUUUACUUCCUCACAUGGUCACUCUCUCGAUCUCUAGUGCUUCACAAAUGUGCAUUUUCAUUUUUUUUUAAUGAUGGAUGCUCUUGUGCUAAACCACAUUCUAAGCUUUCACCCAACCACCAAACCCCAACCCCACCCCCCAACCCUACGAAAAAGAAAAAAACAAAACAUCUGAUCCACGCAACAUUUCAAAGUCACUUAAAAAAAAGAUACAGAAUAAAAAAAGUCCAACUGUAUAUUACAUAUAUGAACUUUCACUGUACAUAUGUACCUCAAAUAUUUCAACUCAAUAUAUAAAAUGUUUUUCUCUCAUGAAUAAAUAAUCUAUCUGUGUGAUAUAUCUUUUUCAAGAAUUAUAAAACAAGGUCGAUCUGUACAAAGAAAUGUUGAGCAAGUAACGUGAAAUAAAAAUAUGAUGAAAAAGGAUGAUAUCUGGCAGAGUGUAUACAUGUAGUUUGUGUCUUGACUUCAGGUUGCCUACGGUUACACAACAACACCAAAACUGUAUUUAUAUUUGUCUGUGACUUUACACUGUGAGCUUUUCCAUUACACAAAACAAAAAGAAAGAGUAUGACAUAUCUGAUUGUUCCUCCCAUUGUAGGUAGUUUUUUUUUCUUAAUAAAAAUAAAUGAGUGCAUGUGUUAUGGACUUUGCAAAUUACCAAAAGUUAUAAAUCAAUAUGAAUAAUCAUAUUAUUAUUUUCUAGAGCCACCCUUGACUUUCAUUGCCUACCAGUGCUGACUAAUUGGGAACAUUGAAAAAGAAACCCACCCCCACAGACUCACAUACACAGACUAAUAUACAUACAUUACCCACGUAUCAUGUAAUCCCUUCUGAAGCUCUGCACACCCAAGCACCUUUAUCUUUACCUUUACCAUCCCUUUACCUGUCCUAAAAUAUAUGUUUUUUUAUUCUGUUUUUAUUUUAUUAAAUGUGUCCUACCCCAACCCAGGUUUGACUUGAGGUAUUGUACACCAAAUAAUGCUAACGCUAACCAGUGAAGAGUGGAGCGACGAGUGACCUCCUCUUUGUUCGGCUUGUCCACUGAAGCGUGCGUCCUGGAUGAUGAGGAAGGGAGCGAGAGGGAGAGAAGGGAGGCAAAAAUGGAACUCGGGGCAUAGUGGUAACUUUAAGAGCUGAAUGCGUCCACCAACGCAUGACUAAGACAAUUUCUCUCAUCUGGAUACACAGCUGAGGACCUGCAGCAAAGACUAGCAGCGACCGUACUUCCUACAGCUAACUGUAUGUGCGUGCGUGGCUAGAGUUUGCUUUCCUCAGUGCUAUAGUAUGUAAUAGAAUGGCAACGUUUUCUAUUCAAGACUUCUGUUUUUGCCUUUUCUGAAUUCCCGUCAUUUAGAGGCUGAGGGAAAGUACUACUUUGUGUGCGUCACUAUUGAAUGAAUAGCUUUUCAGUGCAGCUAGCCAGCUAUUAUUAUCUGUGUACUUCACAGCAUCUGACAGAUGCUUCAAAACACAGGCACAGACACAGACACAGACACAUACACAGACACACACACACACACACACACACACACACACACACACACACACACACACACACACACACACACACACACACACACACACACACACACACACACACACACACACACACACACACACACACACACACACACACACACACACACACAGCGCGAUAAGUCUGGAACAGAAAUGAGAAACACCACUCCCUGGGUUCAUCUCAUGGCACUUGCUGCCUUUCGCGGGGCCUGCAAACACCUCCGUCCAAUCUUUCCUUAACCCCAAUCUGAGGGAGCCAAACAGAGCGCAGCGGGUGGCCAAGAACAGACAAAUCAUCUUCCAAACAGGAGAGGCAGAAGCUUCCAGAAGGAAGGCAACAAGACAAGGGGGAGCCGUGCAGAGAGAGAGAGAGAGAGAGAGGGAGGGAGAGAGAGAGACUGUUGACUGCUUUUAGAGCCAAUGAAAACAAAUUGGCUACGAGGAUCCAAUUUUUUGUUAUUAUUCUGCCUCGGCUUUUUUGUUCUGCUGGAGUUUUUUAGGACCAAUGGAAACAAAUUGGCCCUGAGCCACAGCCUUCCAUUCACUACACCCCAUCCAUCCUCCACCAAUCAUCCAUCCACAUAGAGUACCCACUCCCCUUCCUACCACCACUCAUCCCCCUUUUUAAAGUGUCCUCAUUCCCCUUGGUGUGCUUUGCUUUCCGUGCCGCCGACUCCCUCCCUUCAUGGUUUUAUCCGCGCUCUGGUGGUUAGCAGUUAAAUAAACUUGUUCCAAAAGUGGCCAGGCAGCUCUGUCCCUGUCCUGUCCUUGUUUCGCCACCCUCC
This is a messenger RNA of Engraulis encrasicolus (European anchovy), 8611 nucleotides long. RefSeq names its product formin-like 1a (gene fmnl1a). The transcript has 26 exons. Lineage: Eukaryota; Metazoa; Chordata; Actinopteri; Clupeiformes; Engraulidae. Gene Ontology annotation, biological process: cortical actin cytoskeleton organization; cell migration; regulation of cell shape. Gene Ontology annotation, cellular component: cytosol. Gene Ontology annotation, molecular function: small GTPase binding; actin filament binding. The record is from RefSeq and is a predicted model, not a curated record. The coding region runs from base 788 to 4099 and encodes 1103 amino acids.